UGGAACUGAAUAAUUGCGGAUACUCGACCAACACCUGCGAAGAUCAGUUUGAUGAUAUGAAAAGUUCAACGGAACAAAGUUGGAGCAGUGAACCAAGUGAUUUAUCAGUGCCCUUUUGGAUGUCUACAAGUGGUCGAACUUUUGAUGCCUAUGAGGCACAUUUAGAAACAUCAUCACUUUUGAACACUUUUGCUUUGGAUGUGCGGGACUUUUCUGGAUCUUCGCUAGUUUCUGAGAGGUCAGAUGUGCAAAAUACCAAACAUUUACUUGGCGUAACUCAGUUAAUAGGAUUAAGCCGCCUCAUGAAGUUCAUAAUGCACAAAUCUCGUCAGUGGAACAAAAAUGAUAAUAUGAGUGAAAAUCCACAUAGUAGUUCUUUCACUGAUUAUAUCUUUGCUCAAGCUCAACUAAAACAAAAAGCAAGAAGACGAGGUCAUUAUCCUAUAUUGCAAACCUUUUCUCAUUCAAGUUCACUGAAUGCAAGUUUAACAUGUAUUGCCGAGCCCAAAUAUACAGGUUCAAAUGGUCAAUGUACGCAGAAUCUAUUAGAAACUUUUACAUACACUCGAUGUAAGCGUCGUCACUAUAACAGUGAAAGUGGUUUAUUUCUACCCGAGGCUAACUUUACAGUUACCCAACAUCAAAAUGAAAAGAAAUCUGAAUGUGAAAGUGACAGCCGAUUAUCUAAAGAUAUUUUAUCAUCAGGAUAUCCAGAAGAAGUAAACUGUUCUAUGUUACCCACAGACAUCAAUACAAAUGAUACAAACAGUGAAGUGGCAGUUUCUCAGAAUGAAUGUCAAGAAAACUACCUAUUGUCUGGGGAACGUGAGAUUGAUGCACUAACAGUCAACGCAAUCGAAAAUUUUGCUCAGUGUCUUCCAGAAACUGUUAGUGAAGGAUCAACUUGUUCAGAUCAACUCCAAGAAAUGAAUUCAUUGCCUAAUCUCACGAAAUCAAAUGAUUCAACUGUGAAUCAGAUAACCUUACAUGAUGAACAUCAAGUAUUUACAAACAAUUUAUCAGACAAGUCAAUUGUUGCCACAUCUCAGUCAAAACUGGAUCUCAAAUUGAUUAAGUCUGUAUCAUUUGCUGAUGAAAUUGGCAAAUCCUUAACUGAAACGUUCAUCGUCUAUGAUGAAGGCUGUUAUGAUGAACCACCAGAAUGCGACGAAUUAUACGAAGAUUCAUAUUUUGGAUCAGAUAAACAACAAAAUGUUCAGAAUUCACAAAACAAACGUUCCAAAUUUGAAAUAUUUACGGUGAAACUUAUUUACAAUGUGAUCAAAAUACCAAACCCAGACAUUGAACCUCAUUAUACAUGGAGUCUUACAUUUACACAACCAGCAUCACAAUACUAUGAAUUUAGACAAAAACUUGAACAGAAUUCUGUCUCACUAGAAAGUAUCAGCAUUGCACAAUCGACUGAUAAACCAAGACCAACCUACAUUAAGCUUUCAGGUACUAUAAAAGUGAAAAAUAUUUUCUUCGAAAAAUCUGUACAUUUACGUCUAACCAAAGAUAAUUGGAAAACAUUUACUAAUUAUGAAGCAACUUACAGUGCUCAGUUAUCAUCUGGUACAUGGUCAGGUCCAAGACGUUAUGAUACAUUUAUAUUCAGUAUUAUGAUUGAACCAGAUAAGGAAUAUUUUGAUUUAAAAGAGAAAAUUGAAUUUGCCAUUUGCUUUUCUACUGUAAAUAACGACCAGAGAAUCGAAUAUUGGGAUAAUUAUGAUAACAAAAAUUAUAUUAUUGAACAGAGAAGAUUUCAUCCACUGUGGAUUAAUGCAACCUUGACAAAUAAUUCCAUAGAGCUUUCAUCUCCUUCUUCGGAUGCAUCUAUUUCACCAGUCAGUGAAACGCCUUUAGACAAUAACUUACUGAAUAUAACGGAUAGUAGUUGUGCUACAUGUUAUAAUACGUCUUCAUACACAUUGGAUUGUCGACCUAAUUUCGACAGUUUCACUUCAUUCACUGACUAUCGAGCAUGGAGUCAUUAUUCUGGCGAAACAAAUUACUAUUAA
This is a messenger RNA of Heterobilharzia americana, 2021 nucleotides long. The record is from the annotation of a GenBank genome assembly. Lineage: Eukaryota; Metazoa; Platyhelminthes; Trematoda; Strigeidida; Schistosomatidae.